Rhagoletis zephyria (snowberry fruit fly) is the source of this 345-nucleotide messenger RNA. Lineage: Eukaryota; Metazoa; Arthropoda; Insecta; Diptera; Tephritidae. The record is from RefSeq and is a predicted model, not a curated record.
AUGAAGAAUUCUACAGGAGAAUUUACCGAAUCAAUUGCUACAAUUGCGCCCAAGCUGAAUCGCGAUAAGAAAUCGACUCCAUUCAAUAGGAGUAUGGUUCUUAGUAAACCCAUCAAAUCAUCUUGGAAAAAGAAGAUGCAACUCAAAAAUGAAAAGCGAAACGUCAAAGCAAUUGAGCAAAGUAUCAAAGAUGAAAAACAGGCUGCUCUUGACGAGAAGAAGAGACGACGUGAGGAGAACCAAAAACGACGCGAAGAAAAUGCUCGAAAAGCUGAAAUUGUGCAGCCAAUCAACAACUUGAAGAAGCUGGGAAAGAAAGGCUCAAAGCGAAUUCGUAAGGUCUAA